This is a messenger RNA of Vitis riparia (riverbank grape), 1116 nucleotides long. RefSeq lists its product as uncharacterized. Lineage: Eukaryota; Viridiplantae; Streptophyta; Magnoliopsida; Vitales; Vitaceae. The record is from RefSeq and is a predicted model, not a curated record. Bases 170 to 670 code for a protein of 166 amino acids. The transcript is spliced from 5 exons.
CCACUAUUCAGAAUCUCAUUGGUCCAAUAUGGCUUCCUUUCUUUCUCAUCUCCCACCAUUUUUCUAGAGAGAGAGUAUAUGAAGAUUUGAAUGUGUUUUGAAUCAAAUCAAGGCAAUCGAUCGGGUGUUUUUCUUUGUUUUGUGAUUGAUUUUUGUUGGUCGUAAGAAAAUGGAGGAUGCGAUCGGGGCAGCAGAUUCAGCGGGGGAUUCUCAAACGACGUCUUACUGGUCUCCUCCGUUCAACCUCCCUCUCAUCUCUGCUUUCCUCUCCUUCGCCAUCGCCCAAUUCCUCAAGCUCUUCACCACCUGGUAUAAGGAGAGGAGAUGGGAUUCUAAAAAAAUGAUUGAUUCUGGUGGAAUGCCAUCCUCGCAUUCUGCAACAGUAACAGCUUUGGCGUUGACUAUAGGCCUACAAGAUGGAACAGGAGGACCUGCUUUUGCCAUAGCAAUAGUCUUUGCAUGUGUUGUGAUGUAUGACGCCUCUGGAGUCAGACAGCAUGCCGGUCGACAGGCUGAAUUACUGAAUCAAAUAGUAUGUGAGUUUCCUCCUGAACACCCACUAUCCAGUAGCAGACCUCUGCGUGAUUCACUUGGGCACACUCCUAUUCAGGUUGUUGCAGGUGGCUUGUUGGGAUGCAUCGUAGCGUAUCUGUUGAGGGGUUCCAAUUAAGACAUGGGAUCACUGACAAAUUUUUUCACCUCGUCACCAAAUUGACCAUUGAUUAUCAUAUGCAGCAGCUUUGGCAAGGACGAGCAGAAGAGCUGCUGUGCAAGAUGAUUUCCCAGUUACUGAAAGCCUAUAAAGUGGUUUGGGGGUGCUUCAUUUGGAUUCAGGGAGAGUUAAUAUUUGCUGUUAACUUUCGCAUAGUCCCCUGUAUACAUGGAAUGGAUGGCUUCUCUAUAAAUUGUUUCUCCUUUUUUCUGUCUCUCUUAGCACAAUUAUUCUGAUGUUUCCUCUGUUGCUGAUUUACAUUGAAUAUGGGAAUCUUACUCCUGGCAUUUGAACUCCCACAUUGUAAUAGGAAGGAGAAAUUCAUACUAUUUCCCAUUAAUUACUGGUUUGGAUUAUUUAUUAGAAAUGGGAACAUAAAUGAAAAUUCAUUCCUAUUCUUUGAA